GUUUAUUCUGAUUUCAAGCUAUCUCUAACAUCAACAUGACAUAAAUAUAUACAAUUCAAGAGUAGAAACUGUGCUGAGUGCCAUCGUGAUGUUUCGCUUACACACACUCCUCUUUAUUGUGCUGUCAUGUUCCGUGCAAAAAGCACUUGGAGGGGAAAUUAUUAACGGAAAAGAAGUCCCGCCAAAAUCAUUGCAGUACAUGGCAUCUGUGCAAAACGACGGGAAACAUUUCUGUGGCGGAUUUCUAAUCAAGAAGGACAUUGUACUUACUGCUGCCCACUGUGACAAAAAAACGAAGACCAAUGUGACAGUAGUUCUCGGAACCAAUGACCUCCGCAAGGACAAGAAGAGAACAAUGAGAUACAACGUCGAAAAAUGUAAACAUCCUGGCUUUAUAAACGUUUUGUCUGGGAAUGACAUAAUGGUGCUCAAACUGUCAAGAUCAUCAAAAAUGAAACCAAUUAAACUUCCAAAAAAUAAUACGAAGAUCAAAAAUAACACCCCAUGCCUUGUAGCCGGAUGGGGUUACAACAAAACCAGGGGCUCUACUGUUGAUAAACUCAGAGAGGUCGAUGUGGCUAACAUUGACCGGAGGAAAUGUCAGCUUGAAUGGGCCAAGGUUAAAAAAACUCUCCCAGCAAACAUUAUCUGCGCAGGUGGAUAUAAGACAAAGAAAGGUGCUUGUCAGGGGGACUCUGGAGGACCUCUGGUGUGCAACAAGAUGGCUGUUGGAAUUGUCUCGUUUAACUUGUACGACAACUGUGACUACCCAAAUGUACCUAACGUCUAUACUGACAUAAUAAAGUUUCUGCCGUGGAUUAAUGACCCAAAGAGAAAAUGCAAUAUUGAUUAGUGUGUAUUUUUAUAUAUUCAAGCAAAAUGUGCAAUGCUGCGUUUUGCAGAUUGUUUAAAGAUGUAGACCGUUGCAUUAUAUUCCAGUUGUAUCAGGCAGUGCUUCUUAACAAUAAUCAAUAA
This is a messenger RNA of Gadus chalcogrammus (walleye pollock), 975 nucleotides long. RefSeq names its product granzyme B-like. Lineage: Eukaryota; Metazoa; Chordata; Actinopteri; Gadiformes; Gadidae. Gene Ontology annotation, biological process: proteolysis. The record is from RefSeq and is a predicted model, not a curated record. Gene Ontology annotation, molecular function: serine-type endopeptidase activity. The transcript has 6 exons. The coding region runs from base 89 to 853 and encodes 254 amino acids.